Molecule: messenger RNA, 1545 nt
Organism: Dictyostelium discoideum AX4
Lineage: Eukaryota; Evosea; Eumycetozoa; Dictyosteliales; Dictyosteliaceae
Gene: prp19
Product: WD40 repeat-containing protein
Exons: 2
Coding region: 1-1545 (514 amino acids)
Biological process (GO): protein ubiquitination; mRNA splicing, via spliceosome
Cellular component (GO): nucleus; Prp19 complex; nucleoplasm
Molecular function (GO): ubiquitin protein ligase activity; ubiquitin-protein transferase activity
Source: RefSeq, a predicted model, not a curated record
AUGAUAUGUGCAAUUUCGGGUUCAACAACAGAAGAACCAGUAAUUUCAACAAAAACUGGAAAUGUUUAUGAAAAAAGAUUGAUUGAAAAAUAUAUAGAUACAAAUGGUAAAGAGCCAACAACCGGUGAACCAUUAGGUUUGAGUGAUUUAAUCACUGUAAAGAUUGGAAAAACAGUAAAGCCAAGACCAACCACUGCCACUAGUAUUCCAAGUAUGUUGCAAUUGUUUCAAAAUGAAUGGGAUUCUUUAAUGUUGGAAACCUUCACAUUGAAACAACAACAUGAAACUGUUCGUCAAGAGUUGGCACAUUCAAUGUAUCAAUAUGAUGCUGCCUGUAGAGUAAUCGCUAGAUUAGUUAAAGAAAGAGAUGCUGCAAGAUCUGCUUUAGCAAACGCUCGUAAUAUAGUACAACAACAACAACAACAAACAAAUAACAACAACAACAACAACAAUAAUAAAGAUGUUGAAAUGUCAUCAGCAUCAACACCAUCAUCAUCAGAAGAUAAUUUAUUAGACUCAACAAUUUAUAAGAGAAUUGCUGAAAAAUCUGAAGAAUUAAUUAAAACUAGAAAAGAAAGAACUCAUCAAAGUUUAGCAGAACCAGAUGCUAUUAAACAAUUUAAAGUCUCUGCCAAUGUUGAAACUGAUUGUCAAAUUAAGAGCUUGGAAGUAAACAGCCAAGACAAUAAUUUGAUAGCAAUGGGUGGUAUCAAUGGUAAUGUCUACGUUUAUUCACGUGAAACCAAUGAACUUUGUACAGCUAUUAAAGGAACAAGUUCUGCACCAAUAAAUAAAGUAUUGUUUGCUCCAAACAAUACCAUAGUUUCAGCAGGCUCCGAUGCAGUGAUCAGAGUUGUAAAAGGUGGUGAAAGUCCAUCUAAAAAGACCUACACUCAAUAUAAAUCCACUUAUCAAUUCGCCCAUAAAGCUAGUGUCACCGAUAUAUCGUUACAUGUAUUGGGAGAUUAUAUAAUUUCAUCUUCACUCGAUAAAUCAUUGAAUAUGUACGAUAUUGUCAAUGGAACUCAUUUGACUAGCUUUGGUCAAUCUCAACAACUUUGUUACACUAGUGUCGCCUUCCACCCAGAUGGUAUGUUUUUCGCAGCCGGUACUCAAAAUGGUGUGGUCAAAAUCUUUGAUCUCAAGAGUAAAGUAAACAGUUUCAACUUUCAAGGUCUUUCAACCGCUGUCAAUUGUAUCUCCUUCUCUGAGAAUGGUUACUAUUUAACCGCAGCCGAUAAUAACACUGUGAAAUUAUUUGAUCUUCGUAAAGCUGCCACUAAAAACUCACCAGAUAUUCAAACCAUCACUUUGGAUAAUCAACAAAUUAAAUCUAUCAAUUUCGAUUACUCUAGCCAAUAUCUUGGUGUAGCAUCUUCCAAUCAAAUCAAUCUUUACAGUUGCAAAUCAAAACAAAAACCACCAAUCUCUUCUAUUCAUUCAAUUGAUUCAGAUUGUUUAGACUUUAAAUGGGCAAGACCAAAUUCAAAUUUCUUUGUAACUUCUUCCUCUUCUAAAAAUAUUGUCAAUAUCUUUUCCAACUAA